UUUUGAUAUGCGAAGAAGUUCGGCGAUGCCCAGCCACACAGGAUUCUUCAACUUGGCUGAAUUUCACGGAAUACGAGCAGGGUCGCUGUGCUGAAAAGUCACGCAUGAGCGAUCAGCAUUGCCUUAACAGGCUUAUGUAGUACUACGUAUGUGGCCCAGUUUGACAACUCAGUAUCUUGCAUCACGUUGCAAGCUCCCUAUUCUGCAUUAUCAAAAGCAUCUUUGAAAGUGCUUUGAAAGACACUGACUUUUCAUAGGAAAAAAUCCGUUUAUGCCAGAGACGUUGCAUCCUAAGCAGAUAUGGUUGUACGAGUGUAGCCUAUUUAUAUUAGUGUGGAUGUAACAUGGCUUCAACAACACUAAUUGCGUCUCCAGAAGCGCAGAGAAUUUUCAGACAUGAAUACCUUGUGUCACAUUUGGGAAGGAAGGUUGUGUUUAUGAUAUUCCAAAAAUGUUUUCUCCACGGACACACCGACACAAUCUUGGAUAUUCUCAUGGAAAAUGGCAUAGCAACUCACGAGAAAAUAUUCAACAUAGAAGAAAUAAACAGUCUUGGUUGUAAACAUCCACAGUCGUAUGGCGUCACGCUGAUGAAUAAAAUCUGCCAAUUUCUUUGGCUGAAAGGAGUUAAUGACCCUGGCGAUGAACUGAAACAAUUAGUGGGAAAAAUAAAAGCCGAGAGGGAAUGUGUUAGCCAUGAAGAAGGUAUGUCAGAGAACGAUUUGGUAAAUAAAAUCCAAGAGUUUCAACGACUACUCGAGGAAACUCUUGACAAAACCAAGUCUUUCCUUCCAGUUCAUGGUGUUGAGAUUGAUGAACUCAAAGCAGAGAUCGGGGCUGCUGUCCCAGAGCUAAUGGGAAAGAUCUGUGUAAAAUAUGAUACCUCAAAACGAGAGGACGUGGAGACCAUUAAGAAGGAAAUGGGAGUUUUUUGGAGAGAGUGUCGUGACCUAGUACAAAAGCGCGUUGAAGAGGAAUUCUGGCCUCUUUACAAAACACUCUGUCAGAUUUCGCCCUUUGACUUGCUAGCUAAGCAUGUCACUCAAGACCCAAGUAAUUUCAUUCUUUCCUUAAAAGUGGACACUGAUUCGCGGUUCAAUCGAAAUUUCCGUGGCAUAAGAGGCACCAUUGUAAAUCAGCAAGAAAUCUUCAACCAAAAUAAACUGGGAGAUGACCCUGAGGUUGUGAUUAUAUCUGGUGAUGCAGGUUCUGGAAAGACCACAAUUCUUUGUUCCUUUGUAGAGAAAUGGUAUAAGAAGAUAAAUGAUAUACCACAAUUCUUAUCCUUCCAAGUUGUCCUCUAUAUACAGUUUAGAAAUCACGAACACGACAAAUUUGAAGACUACAUUAAAAGUUUGCUGAAAGAGACUGUAAAGCAUUAUGAUCUCAGUAUGGUAGUGUCACAUAUCAUCAUUUCGAAAUGCCUAGUACUUUGUGAUGGGUAUGACGAGGCUAAUGAGAAUUCCAAGAAACUCUUUGAAGACAUGUUAACAUAUCCCUGGGAGGAUGUAAAGAUUGUCGUGACAACACGUCCGUGGAAUGCGUUGGAUCUAACAGAUGUUGUGGCGUCCUUACAGCGUAGAAGAGUCAACCUCAAAGUUUUGGGUAUUCAGGAAAAACAGUUCAAUUCGGUCAUCGAAAACAUCUCGGGCUGCCUGUUGCAUGAUGACCAAGAAAGGGAAAAAAUCAAAACGGGGCUGUCUCAGAAAAUAGCAGAAAUGAGCUAUAGGACUAAAGCAUUGGUGAAAACACCACUACUUUUUAACAAGUUCGUUUUUAUUUACGUUGAGAGUCCAGAUGAAAGGCAUGAACUGAACACCAAGGCAUCACUUCACUUACAGUUGAAAAAGAACUUGGCCAAGAGAAUCUUAGAGGCGACAGGAAUCUCUGAACAAUCACUGGAGGAAUUCGAUGAAUUAUACAGAAAAUGGUCUCUGAAAUAUUACAUCGAGAAAAAAAUUGAGUGGACAGAGAGAGAUGUGAGAAGCCUUAAAGAGGAGAUUAGAUCUCAAAUUAGCUCUCAAGAUGUACUGGAAAACUUUCAUGCCAUCAUGUCAUCCUAUUUCUCCAUAAAGCAGAUGUAUGAUGGUCCACAGAUUGUCAACUUAUACUGCUACGGCCACAGAAGUGAGCAGGAAUUUGCAAUUGCAGUCGACCUCUGUGAUGAGAUAUCAGCUCGAAUGCAACAAGGAGGAGACUCUCCUCUAGAUGCGGCACUGCAGUCAAAAGGGUUAACCAAAUCUUCAGUUUUUGAUGACAAAGACGUGUUUAAGGAAUUAAUAGGCGUCAUUUCCUUCAUACCAGGAAUACUCUACCAGAAAUACCCCAAGAGUGAUGCAUUAUACAACCAAAUAAAGGUCAUUCAAAAACUCUAUGUCACAUACAGCCUCACUCAAAACAUGCAUGAUGAGGUCUUGGAACCAUGCAUUGAAACUAGACUGGACGAUCAAGUUUUGCAGUCCCACGCGUCACUAUUGGGAGAAACGCAUCUGAAGAAGAACAUCAGAUUCAAGAGAGUAGAUAGUUACUUCGCCCUGCCACCCUUAAUGUCGCUACUGAAGCCCCGGCGUCUUGAACUUGAAGAAAUAGAGAGAGAUCUUUCGAAGCUCAACGUAAUACUAGCAUCUACAGUCCUUCAUGAAAUUCCCACUAGGAUUAUGGUGUGGAUCGAUUUACAAGACUGUGAAAAAUUUACAGGAGAGAUUUCGCAUUCUGUGGAUGAAUUAAGAGUUGACCUUCUCAAUUUCGGGAACAAAAUUGAGGACGAGAGAUCUUAUCCCACCUCUCUCAUGAAACUAUCGGGGACUCUGACGGUGAUUUACCAUGUGCAGACACUCAACUCCACACGUGCUGCCGAAAUCGUGAACAGGACCUACCCGACAUUCCGGAAUGGAGUCUGUGAUAAUGCCUACAUGCUAUCAAACAAAGCUGUUGACAUCCGUGACCUAAUCCAUCAGCUGACCAUUGCGCCUCUGAGGUCAGUGGGUGUUCAAGCGCGCCGUGAGGAUGUUGGUUUUGAAGACUUGCAUGAGUACUGCGAAAAGGAGGGACUCGGAUAUUUGUCCAUUUUAGAAUAACGAGAGUGGAGUUAGAGACUACAGCUUUAAGGAAGACAGUGAUGUUGGUGAAGACCUGGAGACAUAUUGCAGGAAAGAAAAAGAGAAAGAAAGCUGACUGUUGGUUCUUGAGAAAGUCUUUCGUAAAAUACAAAUCCUCAUAGAGAGAGAGAGAGAGACACCUGUACUAACCAUGCCAAUGGAAAGCCCACGGAGGAUCGUUAUCAUCAGCAAGUCCUCCCCUAAACCUGGGAAAAUAAGGAAAAGUCCACCACGAAGGCCGUGCAGGAAAACAGACUCCAUCAGGGAAGAUUUGCGUUCAUUCUCUCGCUCAGGGAAAAGGCACCAGACCAGGACCCACAACGUUAUUACCUGCAGCUGCAGACCUCCUACUACGCACCAGAAGAGACGGAGGAGGAGAGGAACCCCACGACUGAAAAACUGUUUUGGCCAAAUGUGUCCCAUUUUCAGUCCCCUUUCCUUUUGUCUGCUAAACUCUGAAUUUCUCAUGAAAAGCCCCUUUGAGUCUUCAGAGCAUCAAAUGAGCAGGUCUGCACAACUGCUGUUUGUCAGGUGUUGCUUGUAACAGACUGAUUUAGUGAAGUCAAUGACAAAAUCAAAUUCAUAUACCCUUAGGAUUAAGUGCCACGGGUCAAUUGUGAAUUGUAAUUAUCCCAUUCGAGAUGUAACUUUCCAACUGAAACAAAACUGUCAAGAUUUGGCUGUCUUCAGCUUAGACUGGUCUGAUGCCUCUGACAGAGUUCAUAUGGAUUUUGUCUUUAAAGUAACGAAGAAAUUUGGUUUACCAGAUGGAUUUGUGGAUCUAGUUCGAGUUUUGUCUAAGGACUGUCAAAGUCGUAUUUUUGUAAAUGGCUUUAUGAGUUUCCCCUUUUGUGUGGAAAGAGAUCUGCAAGACAGGGCUGCCCUAUGUCAUUGCUGUUAUAUUGUAUAUUUUAAGAACCUUUAUGUAGGGCAAUAACGAGUAAUGACAAAGUAACAGGGCCAAGCCUUCCUCCACUUUUGGACACUGCAAAAUGGUCUAGGAGAGCAUCAACAAACCUUUCAUUGGGACCUGUCACGGAAAGGGAGUCUCCUUUAAAUAUGCUCCUGGAACAUUAGUGAUAAAGGUGUUAAUUGUGAAGAUGUUGAAUACAUAUUGCAGAUAUUUCAUUUUUGUAGUCACAUAAAAACAACAUUGACAUACUUCAAAAGUGAGCGAUUCAAUACAUGUAAAAUAAACAGAGACAAUUUUUAAAGACAUUACUGCUCAGUUUCAAUUAUAGGACGAAAAAGGAUUAUAAUAGUGCCACUGUAUUAGUUGUAAUGUAUUCAUAUGGUGUUUGGGUCAGUCAAAAGAAAUAUGACACAAAAGAGGAAACAGAUGCCUCUGUUAAGAGCAAGUUUCGUGACGACAGUUGGCUACUAAAACACUCACAAACAAAGAAUAGGUAAUGUUUUCACAACAGAGUACUACAUUAAUUACCAUUUUUGAGUAGCCAGUGUAACUUUGUAAGUAACAGUACAGUGAUUAUGAUGUUUUACUGUGUUAUAUAAUUCAUUAAAGGUUGAAAUGGCAAUGAUAGAAAAAGAGAAAGAAAAGAAUGGUUGUUGGUGUAAGUCUCAUUCUGAGCGGUUUGCACUGUGGAAUGUGUCAGCAUCAUCAGAUUUGUGCCUCGUCAAGAGAGAGGAUGGGAGUGUUGUCUCCCUCCUUGAUUGGAGCCAGUUCUGUUUUUGCAUUCUUUGGCAAGACUAACUGACUACAGUUACGAUGUCAACGACUUUUGUGUUUUGUGUAUAAUAUAUUGCUAUGUAUAAUAUAUUGCUAUUUUUUGUGUACCUUGUGUUACUAUUUGUUGUGAUGAUUUUGUACAUUAUUAAACAUUGACAUCAUUCUUUAGUAGUUGGAAAUACAAGUGAUAAUAGGAAUAUGAUAUAGGCCAUCAUAUUUGUACGUGAUUUUAAGUAAAUUCUGUUAACCAAA
Molecule: messenger RNA, 5037 nt
Organism: Macrobrachium nipponense
Lineage: Eukaryota; Metazoa; Arthropoda; Malacostraca; Decapoda; Palaemonidae
Exons: 5
Coding region: 345-3077 (910 amino acids)
Source: RefSeq, a predicted model, not a curated record